AUUUACCUACAAAAAACACAAUGAAUCUAGAGAUUUCGAGCUAUAUAUAGCCUGUAUGGAUUAUAUAUCGCUCAAAUAAAAUAAAAUCGACUGAAUAAAACACAAAUUGUACAUAUAUGUAAAUAAUAUAUAUUGUAUAUGAUCCUACGAUCAUUUUAUUAAGAAAGAAAAAUCAUAAAUAACACGUUUCCUCCGUUUCCUCGAUGGGAAUGUAAUUUCAAUAUCGUCGUUUUGUCUUCAUUAUUACAAUUACAAAUAUCGUCGGUUCAAGUGGUAUCCACAGCUCACGGUUGCGUGCUUAUUUAUUUAUUUUAAAUAAAAAGCCAUAAUUUAUUUUACUUAAAAUUGAUUUUUUCACAUUUCGGGUGUAUAAAACAAUAUUUUGUAUUUCAAUUUGCCAAUUUACAUGCAGAAACGAUUCAAUUCAAUGAACAAAUGACUGAAAACUGAAGCGUGAGGAAACAAAUAAAAUAAAACGCAACCAACAUAUGUGGCGCAAGGUGACGUGUGACGUUUACAGAAUUGAUGCAGAUCUCUAUAUAAACACAACGAAUGUAUUAGCUCUUGACUACGAUUUCAAUAUUGACGUUGUUAUCGUUUCUCAAAUGGACAUACAGUACAUGUGGAAUCAUUCAACUAUAUGCAGUAUAUGGUAAAAUCAUCGUCACCAUGGAAAAUUGUUUAUGAUUAAACAAUAACAAAUCGAAACAGUGUUGGAAUUCAAUCGAUCGAACAAUCGAGUCGCUUUGAAAUGUUAACGAAAAAGGAGAAAAUUUUAAUACAACCAUUUAUUGAACAAAAUUAUAAGAAACAUCGCCGUAAGGUUCAAAGUGCACAAGCGGCCGUUGAUGUUCGUCGUCCCACUGAACAUCCUCAUGUUUUGGUCAAAUUAAAGAAAAUCCAGAAAGAACGUGAGCGAAUGCAAGAGAUUGAGCGUGAAAAUCAGCGUCUUUUGCAAAAACUCAGCCAAAUUAUGAUAACUAAUCGUGUGGAAAACUUUUGGAAAGAACCGCAUCCGAGAUUUUUAAAUCGGGUAUUCAUCAAACAGCGUGCACAAUCAGUUCCAGCGAGAAAAAUUUCGAUUCCAGACAAUACUGAAGAUAGUAUGCCACCUUCAGUAAAAAGUCGAGGCAGUGCCAGAUGUCCGACGUGUAGCGGAAAGCCUGUUAUAUCAACAGUGAAAAUCCCCGAAGAGCGUGUACCAUAUGCACCACCGCGAAAAUCAUGGAAUUAUAAAUUGCUAAAUGACACAUCCAAACCACAUCGAUGUUGUAAAUUCUGUUGUUAAGGCAAAUGUUCAUUCAAAUAAAACAUCCUUUUCUCAA
Contarinia nasturtii (swede midge) is the source of this 1325-nucleotide messenger RNA. RefSeq lists its product as uncharacterized. The transcript is spliced from 6 exons. The coding region runs from base 752 to 1288 and encodes 178 amino acids. NCBI's taxonomy places the organism in Eukaryota, Metazoa, Arthropoda, Insecta, Diptera, Cecidomyiidae. The record is from RefSeq and is a predicted model, not a curated record.